Messenger RNA from Lycium barbarum (goji berry), 1260 nucleotides. RefSeq names its product GDSL esterase/lipase At1g09390-like. Gene Ontology annotation, molecular function: hydrolase activity, acting on ester bonds. The transcript is spliced from 5 exons. The coding region runs from base 1 to 1110 and encodes 369 amino acids. The record is from RefSeq and is a predicted model, not a curated record. Lineage: Eukaryota; Viridiplantae; Streptophyta; Magnoliopsida; Solanales; Solanaceae.
AUGAUGGAUUUGAAGGAAAGAAUAUUUUGUCUUCUCUCUUUUGCAAUUUCCAUUUUACUUGGUCUUUUUUUCCCUUCAUCUGUUGAUUCACUGUGCAAUAAAAAUUUAGUAAUUAUAAAUUUUGGAGAUUCAAAUUCUGAUACUGGUGGCUAUGUUAUAAUACAUGGCAUGAUCGGACAACUUCCAAAAGCACGCACCUUUAAUCAUGAUUUAGCUGGUCGAAUGUGUGAUGGCAGAUUAAUUAUUGAUUUUCUAUGUGAAAGUGUGGGAAAUGAGUAUUUAACUCCAUUUAUGGAGUCAAUAGGCACAAACUUCAAAAAUGGUGUUAAUUUUGCUAUUGCUGGUUCUAAAACUCUUCCAAGAUUAGUUUCUUUCAAUUUGCCAAUCCAAAUUGCCCAAUUCCAUCGGUUUCAAUCUCUUUCUCUUGAGUUAUUUGACAAAGGUGAUGGAAAUUUGCUAGGAGAUGAAGAUUUAAGGAAUGCACUUUACACAAUUGAUAUUGGACAAAAUGAUUUGGAUGGAAUAUUUGGUGGUUUCUCAUAUGAAGAAGCUAGCCUCAAAAUUCCUGAUAUCAUUUCUGAAAUUGAAAAUGCUAUAAAGGCAAUUUAUGAACAAGGUGGAAAGUAUUUUUGGGUACACAAUACAGGGCCAUUAGGGUGCUUGCCUAAAUCACUUGCAACUUAUAAGAAAUAUGAGAAUGAUUAUGAUGAGCAUGGAUGCUUAGUUUCUCUAAAUGAAGGUGCAAAAUUAUUCAAUGACAAACUACAACUCCUUUGUGAAAAAUUAAGAGAUGAAUUGAAGAAUAUCACCAUUGUGUAUGUUGAUAUCUUCUCAAUCAAAUAUGAUCUCAUUGCCAACGCUUCUGGUUAUGGGUUUGUGAAUCCAUUGAUGGCGUGUUGUGGAUAUGGAGGGCAACCAUUCAACUUUGAAUCAAACAACAAAUGUGGGCAAGGAAAUUACACAAUCUGUGAGGAUAGAUCCAAGUACAUUAGCUGGGAUGGCGCUCACUAUACAGAAGCAGCUAAUGGAUUUGUUGCCUCCAAAAUACUUUCAACACACUACUCUACACCUCCACUUAAGUUCAAUAAUUUUUGCAACAUCGCACCUUGAUAUGGUACUAAAGACACCUUGUUAAUCAAUGAGAUAGUACAGUUUUGUUCUGGUUAAAAAUCUAGGGUGAAGAUUUUAUGGUCCAUGACAGAUGUUCUUUCAGUUAUACGACUCUUUUCAUAGGAGAUCAGAAAAAUAAAACACUGUGAA